AGAAUAUAGUACUUGAUAUGUCGAAAAUCGGGCGCCCACAGCGGUCGUCCUGCAGAGUGAUUCAACGCGACUCCCCUGCAGCCACCCAAUCACACCCGCCAACCCACCAUCGUCGGUCGACUAAUGUACAACGGACUAUCUUCAUCACCUUCACCCACAUGGACCCAAAUGUCCCUUGCGCCUGCAUACAUCCCUUUCUUCUUUCUUUUCUAUCGUUGCACUAUUCUUUCAAUUUCUUUUUUUUUUCUCCACUACCCCGACUCCUAACUUCCCCCUCAAUCCACUUACCACUCACCACUCACCACGAUAUUCCGUACUUCCGACCUCCUGGGUUCUACUAUCAGCCCACCCUCAUCCUUGCAUCCCCCCGCCUCUUUUGCCCGCCAUCCCUGAUCGAGAAUUAUUCUUCCCUUUCCAAUCUCCCCUUGAUUCUGGCCACGACUCUGUCUCGAUCUAUCGACCGGCUCAUUUGUCUCUGCUUUCGUCGCAUGGGUGCUUGGCUCGUUCCACCCACCGCAUUGACCGUCCUGGCUCUCCUGGACCGUUGGUACUUAUACCAGGGUACAUCACUAGUCGAGUUCUCCUUCUGGUUUCCCUCCCCGGAGUGGGACGCAUCGCGAUUUUCCCAUCUCUGCGGGUGGGCUCAUCAUGUCGUUAAAACAGGAAAUUGAGACUUGGGUGCUCGCCCUCGAGCACUACGACAAUCAGCAAUUCGACGAAGCCCUCCGCGUAUUUGACGCCAUCGCCGAUACCUCCAAGAUCUUCUUCAACUGCGGUGUGAUUUAUGCGACGGUGGGCGAGCACGACAAAGCGGUCGAGUGCUAUCAGCGUGCUAUCGGGCUGGACCAAUACCUCGCCAUCGCCUAUUUCCAAGAGGGCGUCUCCAAUUUUCUCCUCGGCGACUUUGAAGAGGCAUUGGCCAAUUUCAACGAUACCCUGUUGUACCUCCGCGGCAACACCUCCAUUGACUAUGAUCAGCUGGGCUUGAAAUUCCGGCUCUUCUCGUGCGAAGUCCUGUUCAAUCGGGGGCUCUGUUACAUCUAUCUGCGGCAGAUGGGACCCGGAUUGCAAGAUCUGGAGUACGCGGCCAAGGAACAGGUCACUCCAGACCAUGCAGUCAUCAACGACGCCCUCCGCGAACACGCUGAAGGCUACACCGUCUUCUCGAUCCCCGUCGGGGUCCUCUACCGCCCCAACGAAGCCAAAGUCAAGAACCUCAAGACCAAAGAUUACCUAGGCAAGGCUCGAUUGAUCGCAGCAUCUGACCGAUACGGCGGUCCCCACCCCAGCGAACUCCAGCGCGCACAGUCCGUGCUGGACACUCGACAUCCAGACAACCCACCCUUCGCCGUCAGCCACCUCGUGCAGAAGAACCUAACCAGUCGCAGCCGCCAACAUUCCGAACCGCCCCUGAACCGCAACCUGUUCCCGCCCACGCCGCCACCAGACGCCGACAAGGCCAGCAGCACCAGCAGCGCCGGCAGUAUCGGGCGACCGGGGUCCCUUCGCGCCGCGCGCCCGCCCCGGUUGGAUCUCGAGCGACCAGGCGCACUGGCCCUGGGACGGCCGGGCGCCGACGUGACCGCGAGCGAAAAACAGCGCAUCGGAACGACGCGGACGGCGUCAGAGCCGCGGGGGUCGUCCGUGCGCGAUUCUGGGCGCCGCGGUGUCAGUGGCAGCAGUUCCGGGACCGGCCCCAUGGCCGUCGGUCGGGAGAUGGGACAUCGACGGGGAGCCAGUGACACCACGGGGAUUCACCCCGAGGCAGCAGCGUACGGCUACAGUGGAGACGGAUACGGGGGAUACGCACCGCCUCGAUCGAUAGUAGUGCCUGCGCCUGGCUCGCGACGCGGCACGGGGCGGCCGCAAGAGCGAUACAUCGACGAGGAAGAAGAGUACGCGAGCGACGCGUACGAAGAAGACGGCCCCGUGCCAGAUGAAGACUUCGAGAUGAUGGGAUCGCGUCGACCGUCGACAUCCUCGUCGUCACCCGUCAAGGGGCCGCGACGGGGGGUGUCGCGACGACCAGAGGUCCACAAGUACCGGGUGAAGGUGCAUUCGCAGGAAGACACGCGGUACAUCAUCAUCGGGCCAACAGUCGGGUUCCGGGAAUUUGAGAUGCGAAUCCGGGAGAAAUUUGGGUUCGUGUCGCUGUUGAAGAUCAAGAUGCAGGAUGAGGGGGAUAUGAUCACUAUGGUUGACCAGGAGGAUUUGGAUUUGUUGAUUGGAGCGUCGAGAGAAAUGGCGCGCCGGGAGGGGAGUGAGAUGGGGAAGAUGGAGAUCUGGGUGGAGGAACGGACGAUGAUUUGAGAUAUGGAGAUAUGGUUUGUAAUGCAUUUAUACCCUGACGUGUUAUGAUAGGAUUGAAUAUUACUUGAUAGAUGGACUGA
Messenger RNA from Aspergillus candidus, 2390 nucleotides. Its product is annotated as putative PB1 domain protein. The transcript is spliced from 6 exons. Gene Ontology annotation, molecular function: protein binding. The coding region runs from base 649 to 2310 and encodes 553 amino acids. Lineage: Eukaryota; Fungi; Ascomycota; Eurotiomycetes; Eurotiales; Aspergillaceae. The record is from RefSeq and is a predicted model, not a curated record.